GGGGCCCAUAGAGAUUUUUUUUAUAUUGACUAGAUAUGGGCCAUAAACUAGUGUAAACUAGUGUUUUGAAUGUUCUUUCAUGAGCUGUCAAAAUUAGUCUAUGUCAAUAACGUUCUCUCGAGGGAGAAAAUAUUGUAGAGCCUGAAAAUGAAACGUGGAGCGCUAAUUGUUAUCGAGGGUGUGGACAGAACUGGGAAAUCAACACAGGCCAGAACGCUUGUGGAAAAUCUAAAGAAGAAAAACGUCCAGGCAGAAUACACAAAUUUUCCAGCCCGAGACACAGAAGUUGGGAAGAUCAUAAAUAAUUAUUUACAACUUAAGAAUGAGUUAUCAGAUGAAGUGAUCCAUUUGCUGUUCUCUGCUAACCGAUGGGAGAGGGCUAAAAAUAUAAUAAAGACACUCGAGGCUGGUGUCACAGUCAUUGUAGAUAGGUAUUGUUACUCCGGAGUUGCAUUCUCAGCUGCUAAAGGUUUAGACUUAAAUUGGUGCAAGUACCCAGAUGUAGGCCUACCCAAGCCAGAUAAGGUGUUCUUCCUCACAAUGCCUGUUGACUCGAUCAAACAAAGAAAUGGAUUUGGAAACGAGAGGUAUGAAGUACUCAAUUUCCAGCACAAAGUGUCAGAAAUAUACUCAAAGUUAAAAGAGGAUAACUGGGAAAUUGUGGAUGCUAGCAGACCAAUUGACGUUAUCCAAGAAGAAAUGCUGAAACAGACCCUGAAUGUCGUAGAUGUUGCGUCAGAUAAAAAGAUAGAGAAACUCUGGAUACAAGGAUGAUACAAGCCAAUUUGAUAUACAGGGCGACUUGUAAUUCGUCGUAUUCCUCUCGGGAGGUGAUAACUAAUUUCCUACAAAAUUAGCCCUGAGGCCACUGGUCCGAAAGUGGCUAGUUUCUGAGAUAUUCAACAUUUUUUGUAAAACACCAAACCAAACUGGUUUUGAUAGUAAAAAACAGUAAAAACCAAGUGUUGAAUAUCUGGGCUAGUUUUGUAGGAAAUUUGGCUAAUGUUGUAUUGUCACCUCCUGAGAGGAAUACGUCGAAUUAUAAGUCACCUGUAUAUAGAAUUUAGAAAUAAGUACGCUUUUUAGAGAGCAGCAAUAAUAAUGUAGGGAAUAAUAAUGUACGGUUAAUAUCAGAGCAGCAAACUUGCCAAGUGCCUAGGAGGCCAGGUUAUAGAGGGGCGCUGCGAGACGCAACUCCCCAGAGUGUCGCAGCGCUAAAACAAUAAGAGGCAUCUAUGAAGUGCUUGCCUAGGGCGGGCGCUCUCUAGGUUUAUUCGAUUCUGGCUUAUAGAGUGAGGUCUGGUUGUCCAAUCACUAUAGUUUCUAAAGAUUAAACAUUCAAUUUGACAAUAAUUCUCUAUUGGACAAUCAGACCUCAUGCUGCAUUAACACCAUCUGGUGAGUAAAAAUGGUAUCAUCUUCAUUGUAAUAGCUUUAGGUAUAAUAUUUAGAUGAAUUUGUCCAAUCACAAAGCAUAUUAGGGAAUAUGCUUUGAGUUUCGAAGUACGAGUGUUAGUUUUAGCAUAAUGUCAAUUAGAAUACUUAUAACUCGAAUAAUUUAUGAGUUAGACUCUAUCGUUGUACGAGUGGUCGCUAUUGCGACUGCCGGGCGAGAGCCCUCGGGUUCGAUUGCUGGGUCGGGUAAAGUAUAACUGGUUUUUUUUUCAAUUUUUCAAAGAUUUCUCAGUAUUAGCACGUCGAAGUCGGCACACGAGUCUGGAAUUGUGCCUAGUAUAUGCCAAUAGGUAACUCCUAUUACAUCGGACUUAUACAAAAACGGGUGUGCACCCACUACUCCUACUCCUUCGGGGAUAAAAGGCGUGACGUUGCUUUUUAAUUCGUAUUUUUUUUCAUCAAUCAAUGUAUUAUCGUUCCUGCCCACGGUGCUGCCACCGUAGUGCCGCGUGUGUACCCGUGCAGUGUGACGGUGUGGUGGCAACACCGUGUGAAGGAACACUGAAUGUGUGUUGUCAUCAAUGCUUUAGAAAAUUAAAUAUUAUUAUUUUUGGA
Spodoptera frugiperda (fall armyworm) is the source of this 2010-nucleotide messenger RNA. RefSeq names its product thymidylate kinase. The transcript has 7 exons. NCBI's taxonomy places the organism in Eukaryota, Metazoa, Arthropoda, Insecta, Lepidoptera, Noctuidae. The coding region runs from base 148 to 774 and encodes 208 amino acids. Gene Ontology annotation, cellular component: cytoplasm; nucleus; cytosol. The record is from RefSeq and is a predicted model, not a curated record. Gene Ontology annotation, molecular function: ATP binding; dTMP kinase activity. Gene Ontology annotation, biological process: dTDP biosynthetic process; dTTP biosynthetic process; dUDP biosynthetic process.